Messenger RNA from Beta vulgaris subsp. vulgaris (sugar beet), 2728 nucleotides. RefSeq names its product probable LRR receptor-like serine/threonine-protein kinase At5g10290. The record is from RefSeq and is a predicted model, not a curated record. Lineage: Eukaryota; Viridiplantae; Streptophyta; Magnoliopsida; Caryophyllales; Amaranthaceae. Bases 414 to 2495 code for a protein of 693 amino acids. The transcript has 4 exons. Gene Ontology annotation, biological process: protein phosphorylation. Gene Ontology annotation, molecular function: ATP binding; protein kinase activity; receptor serine/threonine kinase binding.
CCACUUCAAAAACACUCUCUCUCUCUUAAGACUAAACAGUACUCUUAAGUCUUACUCAGUGUGAGAGAGAAAAAAUCAGAGUGGACUGUCCACUGAUAAACCCUCCUUUUCUUUUCCUUUUACUAUUUGUUUCUACACCAAUUUUCAUUCCAAAAAAUGCAUUUAAUUGGUUAGUACUACUUACCAAACAGAAAUUUAAAUUUGUUUCUCUCACUGUUUGUGCUUUUAAAUCUACAUUCCAAAUCCAAAACCUCAAAAACCCAAAAAAACUCAAAACUAACAACAACAACAAAAACACAAGUACAAUGGCAGCAAAAACACAAACAUAGUGAUCAUCGAGAUACCCAAAAAAGAAAACCAAAAUCAAAACCUUAUUUUUCCUUAAACCCACAAAAAAAACCAAGAUUUUCAUCAUGUUGUUGUUCUUGUUCCCUAAUUUACUCACAAUAAUAAUAUUCCUCUGUUUUACUUCCUCUGUUUUUUCAGUUUCAAAUUCAAACCCAGAACUUGAAUCUCUUGUUAAUCUAAAAUCUUCACUUGACCCAUCAAAUACAUAUCUUUCAUCAUGGUCUAACAAUGGUGACCCAUGUGAUGGAACCUUUGAAGGUGUGGGUUGUAAUGAAAAUGGUCAAGUGGCUAACAUAUCACUUCAAGGAAAAGGACUUAAGGGUCAACUUUCUCCAGCAAUUUCUGGGCUUAAACAUUUAACUGGAAUUUACUUGCAUUAUAACUCUCUUUUUGGUGAGAUUCCCAAGGAAAUUUCUUCUCUAACUCAUCUAGUUGAUCUUUACCUUGAUGUAAAUAAUCUUUCUGGGGUUAUUCCUCCUCAGAUUGGUAACAUGGAAAACCUUCAAGUUCUGCAGCUGUGUUACAAUAAGCUGACAGGAAGCAUACCAACACAACUGGGUUCUCUGAAGAAGCUCAGUGUUCUUGCAUUGCAGUCUAAUAACCUCACAGGUGCAAUUCCUGCAAGUUUAGGAGAAAUAGAAACCCUAUUAAGGCUUGAUUUGAGUUUUAAUCACCUCUUUGGUUCAAUUCCAACACCAAUUGCCGAAGCUCCUUUGCUCGAAUCUCUUGACAUUCGAAACAACACUCUUUCUGGCAAUGUUCCCCCUGCUCUCUUGAGAUUAAAUGAAGGUUUUCAGUAUGCAAACAAUCCAGGAUUAUGUGGAGUUGGUUUCUUGACUCUGAAAGUCUGUCCUGAUUCUGAUCACAUUGGUCAGAUCAGGCCUGAACCUUAUGGUGGAGGAGUUGCAACUUCAAAUGGACUUCCUAGAAAGGAGAUCCCUGAAACAGCGAAUGUUAAGCUUCCGGAUUGCAACCAAACCGGAUGUCCUAAUAACGCUCGAAAGAGUUCCCAUAAUGCUUCUAUUGCUGUAGGAGUUGUCGUGGUGGCACUUGCAAUGUCACUCAUUAGUGUUUUCAUCUUCACCAAAUAUCGUCGUACAAAACAGAAACUUGGGAGCUCUUUCGAGUUAUCUGACACCCGUCUUAGUACGGACCAGCCUCGGGAGUUUGGUAGGAAAAAUGGGUCUCCUCUGAUCAGUCUAGAGUAUCCUAACGGGUGGGACCCAUUAUCUGAUGUUCGGAGUUUCAAUGGUUUCUCAAACGAUGUGAUUCAAGGAUUUCGGUUUAAUUUAGAGGAAGUAGAGUGUGCUACUCAGUACUUCUCACCAUCUAACUUGUUGGGUAAGAGUGGCUUGUCGGCUGUGUUUAGAGGCGUCUUAAGAGAUGGUUCGGUUGUUGCUGUCAAGAGGAUUAGUAAGAGUAGUUGCAAGUCUGAGGAGGCUGAGUUUUUGAAGGGUUUGAAUGUUUUAACCUCUUUGACGCAUGAGAAUCUGGUUAGAUUGAGAGGUUUUUGUUGUUCACGGGGUAGGGGUGAAUGCUUUUUGGUCUAUGACUUUGUUUCCAAUGGAAAUUUGCUUAGUUACCUUGACCUGAAAGAUGGAGAUGCAAGUGUUCUUGAAUGGUCUACUCGAGUUUGGAUCAUCCAUGGCAUUGCCAAAGGAAUACAAUAUCUGCACAGCUCCAAAGUUAACAAGCCACUAGUUCACCAAAACAUUUCAGCUGAGAAGGUUCUCAUUGACCAACGAUUCAACCCUAUACUGGCGGAUAGCGGUCUCUACAAGCUCCUUACCAAUGACACUGUGUUCUCAACACUCAAGGCGAGUGCAGCCAUGGGCUACUUAGCUCCUGAGUACACCACAACUGGCAAGUUCACUGAAUUAAGUGAUGUUUAUGCUUUUGGCAUGGUGGUGUUUCAAGUCCUCUCAGGAAGGAGGAAAAUAACCAAUUCCAUUCGUGUUGGUGCUGAAUCAUUGCGAUCUCAAGAAUUUGUCGACCCAAAUCUUCAUGGAAGGUUCUCAGAGUUUGAGGCAGCUAAGCUUGCCAAGAUCGCUUUGAAUUGUACCCUUGAAUUGCCUAACGAAAGGCCUUCGAUGGAUGCAAUAAUUCUAGACUUAGGUAGUUGUACUAAUUGUUAUCGAUCUCCUUGACUUCAGGACUGAUUGAUACUAAUUAAGGGUUAGUCUCUCGUUAGAAUUUUCUGGUCUAUUUUGUCUGAGGGGGAACAUAUUUGUUUCAUGAAGUCAAGAUGUGAUUUGUAGGCUGUAGGGUACUUGUAUUAACUAGUCUUUUUUUCUGGAGAAAUGCAAUGAGAUCUCCUGUUCUUAGUUUGUGGUAGUACUCACGAUAUUUCAUGUUAUGUACUAUGGACUAUGGUAUUCAA